AUGAAGGACAUCUUGUUUCAUUACCAUGCAUCACCUACUGGUGGACAUGUUGGCGGAGCAAGGACUGCUGCAAAGGUCCUUGAAUGUGGAUUUUAUUGGCCUACUCUGUAUAAAGACAACUAUGACUAUGUGAAACACUGUGAUCGUUGUCAAAGGUCAAAUGGGCAAGCGAAAGUGUCAAAUCGUGAGAUUAAGUUGAUUUUAGAGAAGACGGUGCAAGUUAAUAGAAAGUAUUGGUCAAAUAAGCUCGAUGAUGCGUUAUGGGUUUAUCAGACAGCUUUUAAAACGCCAAUUGGUACGUCUCCCUACCGUCUUCUAUAUGGUAAAGCUUGUCACUUGCCAUUUGAACUGGAGCAUAGGGCGCAGUGGGCGUUAAAAAAGUUGAAUUUCAAUCUGGUCGCUACAAAAGCAUUAAGGCUAGCUCAACUGAAUGAGCUAGAUGAAUUGCGCCAUGAUUCCUACGAGAAUGCAAGAAUCUACAAAAAGAAGACAAAGAAAUGGCAUGACAAUAAUAUUGUAAAUCGGACUUUUCAAGUGGGCGAUAAGGUGCUGUUAUUUAAUUCCCGUCUCAAGUUAUUUUCGGGAAAAUUAAAGUCUCGAUGGUCGGGGCCAUUCAUUGUUACAAAAGUCUUUCCAUACGGGGCGUUGGAGAUUCAACAAGGUGAUUCUUCGCCGUUUAAAAUUAAUGGACAGCGGGUGAAGCAUUACUAUGGAGGCGAAAUUGAGAAGAAGGUCAAUAUUACACUGGUGGAUUCUUAA
Humulus lupulus (European hop) is the source of this 759-nucleotide messenger RNA. RefSeq lists its product as uncharacterized. Gene Ontology annotation, molecular function: nucleic acid binding. The coding region runs from base 1 to 759 and encodes 252 amino acids. NCBI's taxonomy places the organism in Eukaryota, Viridiplantae, Streptophyta, Magnoliopsida, Rosales, Cannabaceae. The transcript is spliced from 2 exons. The record is from RefSeq and is a predicted model, not a curated record.